GCUUGCAUGCGGCUGUUUAUGUAAACAAAGGAUUUUAAAUCAAAUGACUUCUUGUCCAAAGAAAUGACUGCCCGAAUAAUCCAACGAAGCCUGCACACGGCUCGCUCCUGCCUGCUGGCCAGAGUUCCACGUCGGGCUAAUCCUGGUCUGGGCUACCAGAUGCAGCAACUACAGGAGCACCCGGCGAGGACCACCGAAGCUAGCGAGGAUUACGCCGAUCUGGAGUCUGACUUCAUGGACGUCCAGAAAACCCAUCGGCAGUAUGAGAGGGAGCAACAGCAGCAGCGCGAUCGCAUCCGUCAGUUUAUGAUCAAGCACAAGUAUUUUCGGGAUGCCAAAUUACCGAAUCUUCUGCUCCAUGCGGAAAAGGAGCAGAUACGCUUGCUCCACGAGCGAGAUCCCGAGGAGUGGAGCGUGGAACGACUAGCGGAGAGUUUUCCCGCCACUCCAGAAAUUGUGCAGAAAAUUCUUCGCGCCAAAUGGCGUCCAAGAAGCGUGCAAAGGAUCCGUUCCCACGAUAAAACCGUCGUCAACAAUUGGCAGCUACUCAAGACAGGAAAAGAUGACUUCAAUCUACCAACCGCCUUGCUGCAGCACCUCCAGAAAUUUGCCGAUCGAAAGCGACAGGAUCUGAGGGAAUUAAAAAUUGAAGAUUGGCCCACAAGACCGAAACUACCCGCUCCUCAAGGAAAUGAGUUUAGAAAGCUGCUGGGAAGCAGUAAAACAGUCCAGGAGGAGGUCCCUCCACCACAAAUACCUUCUGGUUAUGAACCACCACCCUCCGCUGCCGAAGAUGAAACAUAUCUGUUGGAUAAAAUCCGAAAUAAAAAGAAUAUGCGCCUUCAGGAGCUCAAGGACCUAAAGCUGGUAGAGUCUGUAGAUAAAGUUCCUGAGGAACUGCAACGUCCUAUUGAGAAUCCCAGCGGAACGGGAUUUCUUCCCAGUUUCGUGCGCAAGUUUGAGAGCAGCGAAAUUGUAAUCAGUGCAGCGGACCAGCGGAAGUACGAGAUAACCCAGGUGAAAACCCGCAUUGUUAUUCCUCGAAAAUUGCAUCGCGAGGGAGCCACAUAUCGUGUGGAGGACGCCUAUUACGACGAUGACGGGGAGCUUCUCUACCGCGUUCCCGGAAUGACCGGAAAAAGCCAAUUUUAAGCUAAUAAAAUUCUAGAUUGUCAAGAUCACAAGAUGUUAUUAUAUAAAAAUAUAUAAAUCAUUCGA
Molecule: messenger RNA, 1218 nt
Organism: Drosophila ficusphila
Lineage: Eukaryota; Metazoa; Arthropoda; Insecta; Diptera; Drosophilidae
Exons: 1
Coding region: 64-1152 (362 amino acids)
Cellular component (GO): nucleus
Source: RefSeq, a predicted model, not a curated record